UGUGUAUGAACACUGGAUAACUGCAGCAGCAGCAGAGUAGCUCGGUGCUCACCGCGGAGAGGACGGCUCUCAGACUCACAAGGGUUUUUUUGGUGGACUCCAGGAAAACAACCAGAUUGAUCGUGCUCUCAUCAGAAGGAUAAUCUAAUAAUUCCUCUGCCUCCCACUGGGCCUACAAAUACUCACUUCUCCAGCUCAGAUUUGCGUGUUUCCACAAAUUGAGUGCAGUCCAGGCUGCCCUUGGACCCAGGAGUGCCUGUUAAACAUGAAGGACCAGAGGCCAGUCCAGCCCCUGCUGCUCCUGCUGUUCCUCACGCUCUUCGCCCUGAUGUCACAGCUGUGGGCUUUCCCCUUCAGCCCAUCCCUGGACCUGGAUGUCACUCCGAGGACAACUGUCUUCAUGAAAGGUCUGCUGGGCAGCUCACGUUUCAGAGGUUCUUCCCAGAACUACAGCACUCUGCUCCUGGAGGAGGACGUCGGCCUGCUGUACGUGGGAGGACGAGGAGCUCUGUACGCUCUCAACACCUCCAACAUCUCCACACCUGGAAAUCUCACAAUUGAUUGGGAUGCUUCUCCAGAGCAGAAGAAACAGUGUCUUAACAAAGGAAGAGACAACAAGACAGAGUGUUUCAAUCACAUCCGCUUCCUGCAAAGAUACAAUGAGACCCACCUGUACGCCUGCGGGACAAAUGCCUUCAAACCACUGUGUGCUUAUAUUGAUGCAGAGCGGUUCAGCUUCUCCUCGGGCUUUGAAGAAGGCAGAGACAGGUGUCCAUACGACCCAGCCAAGGGAUACACAGGCCUCCUCGUAGAUGGCGAGAUGUUCACAGCAUCUCAGUACGAGUUUCGAAGCUCUCCGGACGUGCGAAGAAACUUCCCCUUCCCCACUCUCAGGACGGAGGAGGCUCCCACUCGUUGGCUUCUGGAGGCAGACUUUGUGGGCUCAGUGCUGCUGAAGGAGAGCAUCAACAGUUCCAUCGGCGACGAUGACAAGAUUUACUUCUUCUUCACGGAGAAGAGCCAGGAGCAGAUUGCCUACCCGAGCCAAACCAAGGUGUCACGGAUUGCCAGAGUCUGCAAGACGGACUGGGGUGGUCAGAGGACCCUUCAGAGAAAGUGGACCACCUUUCUAAAGGCCAGAAUGGUGUGUUCUGUCCCUGAAUACGAGCUGCACCUCAACAUCCUGCGGAGCGUGUUUGUCCUGCAGGGCAAAGAUGCUCAAAGCAGUGUUUUCUACGGCAUCUUUGGACUUGAAUGGAAGAACAUCAAAGCGUCUGCGAUCUGCCAGUACGCCUUCUCAGAUGUGCAGAAGGCUUUCGAAGGGCCUUACAUGGAGGUGCAGGACUCCAAGUGGAGAGAGUACACGGGUAAAGUUCCCGAGCCAAGACCUGGAUCUUGUAUCACAGACAUGCACAGGUCGCAGGGUAUCAACUCCUCUCGAGACCUCCCAGACCUCGUCCUCACUUUCGUCAGAAGACACCCACUCAUGGCCAGUCAGGUGCAUCCAGUGGGGGCGCGUCCACUUAUGUUCAAGAGGAGCGUCAACUAUGUCAAGAUAGCUGUGCAUAAGGAGCAAGCGCUGGACGGGAAGAUUUAUACUGUUCUGUUUUUGGGAACAGAUGACGGCUGGCUGCACCGAGCUGUAGACAUCGAUGGAGAAAUGCACAUCAUAGAAGAGCUGCAGUUGUUUGAUAAACCUCAGCCCAUAGAGAGCAUGGUCAUAUCUUCUGCUUUGCGGAGUAUCUACAUUGGCUCUCGCUCUGGAGUCAUCCAGGUGCCAAUGUCAGCCUGUCCGAGGUACACUUCCUGUUACGACUGUGUUUUUGCCAGAGAUCCGUUCUGCGGCUGGGAUGGGAGGCAGUGUGUGGAAAUAUCUACUCGUGCACAGAGGUCAAACCUGACCCAGGAUAUCUUGAGAGGAAUCAGAGGCUGCCGGGAGAAUUCAGGAAACGUUGUUCAUCGAAGGCGUUCUGUGAUGUCAGGAGAUGACGUACUACUUCAGUGUGAGCUACGCUCCAACCUGGCGACUCCACGCUGGACGCUAAAUGGCAAAGAACUCCAGGGAUAUGGCCUCAACUCAGGCUACCGCAUCGGCACAGACGGCCUCCUCAUCAUCGGAGCUCGAGCCCAACAGAGCGGCUCCUAUCGCUGCUUUGCUGUGGAGAACUCCAUCUCAGUUUUGGUUUAUUUCUACACAGUCAAGGUGCACACAGACCCGUACUUCCCCGUGGAGCCUACGGUGACAACAGACCCCACGACAGUUUCCAGCCCAACUGUUUUCUCUACCACCACACCCACAGAGCAGCCUCUCCCGUCGCCUCCAGCCCCGGUGCCUUCAGGCCCUGAGUUCCAGACGUACAGACACAUGGAGGCUGUCUACAUCUCCCUUGUGGCAGUUCUUGGAGGGCUUUGCUUGGUGUUGAGCGUGGUGCUACUUUAUAUUAGCUUCUGCACAAGACGGGCCGGAGCGCAGGAUCGUAAGUUCUCCCAGCAGGGGCUGCAGGUUUUAGGAGCCUCUGAAAGGAAAAGGAGCUCCCAUGUUGAGCUCAAAACCAUCUCCAGCCACUGCAACGGCCGCCAAGGUCGUCGCUCAAUCUCUGUGCCGACAUUUGGGGACAUCGGUGAUGGAUUUAUUCAGAUUGUUCCAGGUGAAGGGCAGUUCUCUCCAGGUAAAACACCUCCUCCUGCACCGCCACUCCCAAUGCCGCCUCCUCUUCCAAACGUUGACUACGCAAAUGGGCUCUCAGCCACUCUGCCAAGCGUGCUGAGGAAGAUGAACGGGAACAGCUACGUCCUACUGAGGCAGGCCGAUCCUGACGGCAUGUCGCCACUCUACCACUCCUUCACAGAGGAGCUCAACAGGAUCCUGGAGAAGAGGAAACACACGCAGCUGGACCUACAGCCUGAUGAGAGCUCCAUCUAGGACAGCCUUCUCUCUGUCUUUGUCCCUUUGUUAUUUAUUUUUACCCCUGUAUUUGUGGGGAGAACUGACAGUUGUACAAACGCUGCUGUUAUUUAUCCAGUGUCAGACCUCCUGCAGUGUCCUACCUGAUUGGAAAUGUGCCGCCUCCUGUGUCUCCUGUGACUUCACUUCAAGAACAGACUGGCCAGAGUUGGAGCUGUGAAUAUAUCUACCACUGACUGAACUGUUUCAAAGUUGGGAGCUGGAUGAUGCUACCUCAGCGUAGACUCUCGGGAGACUUGAGAAAAAAACGCCAGUAGGAUGACAAAAAACAUGCGAAAGGAGCUAAAUGGGACAUGGAUACAAAAAUAAAUCAGGCCAGGAGGAAUUCAUGAAAGUUAGGGACUGUGGAAUUGUCUGGGAAGUUUUUGGUGCCAUGUAAAAUAACCCCUCUGUGGAGCUUCAAAGUGAUGUAACACCUGAAAUCUAUUUUUGUGUGUUGUUACAUGGCUAAAGAAAAGACCUUCCUUCCACCUAACAUAACACCUGAAACCUUGGAGCUAGUAUAACUUAGGUUAAUGUAAUGUGGCUUCUGGUUUUGGGAAAUUCAGCUUGCUUUCAUGGGCUAAAAUGAUGGACAGCUAAGUUGUGACACAGUCAAAAAUACUGACCGAUAAAUCAGUCAGUAUUCCACCUCCUGGUGUGUAGCAUUGGUGGCUAAUGAGAGAGCUAUCCUACAAAUGCACUUACCCAUCACACUAAAAGGCUUAUUAUAACAGUGACUAUUUUAUUUAAAACAACGAGCAUAUGGAUGGACUAGCAGAGAAGGUCAUGAUGCUACAAGAGGUCAAAGAAGUUUCUUGUUUUAAUGUUUAGGACUUUUAGAAUUGAAUUCAUUGUUAGGCUGUAAGUAAUAAUAAUGUCAACAUUAAUUUCCUUUCAUUUUCAGCCUGGAAACAAGGAACUUAGUGAAGGAUUCUUUUUAGAAUUUCCCUGAGUCAAGGGGAUGUCUUCAGAAUUGAUGGUACUAGUGACCCAGAGCUCCAAACCUUUAAAUAUUAAACAACAAAUUUGCACAAACAAAACAAGUCGGUAUACCCCGUAUACCUGUGUAUAUCCUGCACUCAACACUGGCUACAAGUUUUAUUUUAAUUGAAGUGGGAAGGGGUAUGAAAACUCAAUCAUUCUAGUUAACGACAUUCAGCAAAAUCACAAAAUCACAGUCAAAUAGGCUUAAAUUGUCCAACUGAAUCAGACUUACAUGCACCGUGUCAGCCAUGACUGGGAAAAAAAGUGUCUGAAGUAGUUGAACCAACCGUCAUGGCAGACACAUAUAUACAGAGAGAAUAUGCGUAAAUAUUAACAUCACUUACAUGCCCAUUCCUUCUCUGAAGGAGCAUGUCUGAUUCUGAAAAUAAAAAGCCAGAUUUGUUACAACAGUGGUUCUCAAACAGUGGGUUGGGACCCAAAAGAAGGUCCUGGAACUGUUUUAAAUGAAUGUGUGCCUUGAAAAGAAAAACGAAGCAAAGAGGCUUCAAAGUACAACCUGAGGUUGACUUACACCCAUAUAUUUUAUGUAAUUGCAGGGCUCGACAGUGCGAGCGUUUCACUCGAAUUUGCGUCUAAAAAAAUAGGUGUGUGCGAAAUGUAAAAAAUAUUUAGGGGCACAUGUGUGCAUAAAAAAAUCAGCCGAAGGAGAGAUCCAUGGAGGAGAGACACCUCACUUGGCGUCUGUGUAGCCAUAGCAACACGUCGUCGUCCAUGCUUAUUUAUUCGUCUCAUGUUAAGAACGACAUGUUGGACAGCUCACCGUCUUGCUGGCUGCUCAUAAUGCUCCAAUGCAAGAGCAGAAACCCCAAGACAGCGUAAUUCUGUGUUUUUUAUUCUUUAUGUGGAAAAAAGCAGCGGAAGGAGCUGGAUUUCCCUGUUUCGUCUUCCAAACCAAAGGUUCCAAAACGAACCGAGUCCCCUGGACUAUACAAAACACACCUAUUAGUCUACCUAUUAGUCACUUAGACCGACUCUGACUGAAGUUGCCAAAUUUAAAGUAAAUUUAAAGUACCAAAAUUAGUAACAUUAAAGACAAAAUUAUAUUGCAAUACUUUUUCAAAACUUGAUGAUUUUACCUUUCUGUACAUUUUGUAUACAAAUUCAUUAAAUAAUUUUGCUUGUAAAUGCCUAUUUGCAUCACGUUUAUUAUGGAAAACACAUUAUUUGAUCAAUUUUCAUUGUGCCCCUGAAUUUCUUUAUGUGCUCCUAACUUUUUUCCACUUAGGAGCACAUGUGCUCCUUGGGGAAAAAGUUAGCGUCAAGCCCUGAAUUGUCAUGGAAGUAUUUAAGUUAUCCUAGAAGGGUAACCGCUGAAAUCACAAAUGAUAUGGGAGAGGGGAAAAACCAAAACAGACUAUUAACAAGCUGAAACCAAGAGGUUUUUUUGCAGUCCAAUGAUUCUGAAGGGUCAGGAAGUUGAGGACAGCCCUUAGGAAUAAAUGGGAAUAGAGGAAAGUUAGUACUUCAAAGCUCUUAAUGGACCUUUUCUCUGCAAUUAUCAUCAGAAAAUUGCCUCCACUGAGGAAGGUGAUAUCACAAGCCAACAUAUUUGCCCCACCCACAUUAAACCCAGCCAGGAAAGAGGUGAAAAACUUUCUAUGGUCUAGAUCCAAUAUUCGGUCACAUGUAGAUCUCAGUGUUUUCAUAUGUUUACAGCAACCUUAUUCUAACAGCUCUCGUGUUAAAGACAAAUUUUGGAUUUCAUUUUACAUGGUCUUUAAGUAAUUUUGUUUGAUUUCUCAAGAUCUUGACACAUUAAUCUAAUAAUCUUGGGAUAAUACAGAUGUUCUCCCAGUGGGUUUUCAUAUUCUGAUGGUUCAAUUACCAAGAUCUCUAGAAAACAUUCCAAAAGACGAGUAAAAAAGUAUGCAGAAAUGCUACUGUUUUUGCAGCCUGUUACUAUUUACUAAAACAAGUCAGAUUCCUUAUAUGUGUAAACAUUUUUGGCAUAAAAACUUUAUUCUGAUUCAGUAAUAAAUCUGAGCAGUUUCUCAUUGACCAAAGGUCGGUGGGUCCUGAAGUCACACCACUUGAGAACCACUGUGUUCUAUUACAUAAGAGCUCACAUGGUACGGCAUGAAAAACCAUCAUUUCAAUUAAUUUAAAUCACUGUCUCUAAACUUUUCCUUAUUUUGAUCUAGAGUAAUAAAUAAAUCACUACUGCAGCUGCUUGUAGCUGUGUUUUGUGCCAGUGCCAAUGAAACAUUACUUGCUCCAAAUUCAUUCCCAGCUUCUUUUUUCUUGCCUCUGUGUAAGGAAAGAGACCUCUCUCAUCUGUAUGAGCUUGAUUAGUCUAUUAGAGAGCAGCAGUUCAUUUGUGGUCACAUUGAUUGAAUCACUGUCAGCCACAAGCUGGAUUCAAGAAACCACAACACUGAGAGGAAACAAACAGAUGAGACGCUGUUAAGAAAAUGCUUACCUGCUGUUCUAUAUUUAUAACACUACCACAGUUUGUCUAUGUCAGCCUCCAGCUUUGUUUUUAGAUCAUUCAUCAAACCUUGAAGAUUUUUUCUCCCACCUGAGAUGUCAAGGCUUUGUUUUCCAUGUCAAGAGAUAAAGCAAAAUGGAUUAUUUCAACAUUAUGUUUAAAAAGUGACAAAAUGUUUCUCAUUGAGGGGUGGAUUUACGACAGAGGUGUUUGUCCUCUGCUGCAGAAAAGCUGAAUCAGAGCAGAGGAGACCGUCACUCCUGCAACCUUAGUGUUUAUCCAGCACCCCAGCAAUGCCAAAACAAAAAGAGCUGCAAGGUGAACAGCUCUGUGAUUAAAUAUCACAUGUAUUACUUACAGGGAAGUGACUGAAAUGAAUCUCUAAGUGGUUUGUAAACGUGUCACAGCCGGCAUUAAAUAAAUAUCUGUCAUUCAGGCAAAGUGUUGAAUCAGCUAAUGUCCUCGUGGCUCAGCAGCAGCCCUGCGCCGUGACUCGCCGUGCGCAUUUGUCACGGAGAGGGAGAGAGAGUCAGUGACAGCUACAGCAGUGCUUGGCUCGCAUCCACACAGAGAGGACAGGGGCUUCUUGUCUGUUUGCACAGAGAGCGCUCAUCCCUGCAGGUAGGAGCAGACAGGAAACAUUUGACCCCAGUGUCCUAGUUAGCCAUGGAGGAAGAGAUGCUGAUACAUGGAGGCAGGAGCUGUUUCACACUUGGGUUUUUAGUUGCCAUGUUGUCUGCCUUUUAUGCCACUUUAAGAAGCUUUCUAUAAGCCUUUUAACCUUUAUUUAUUUGGGAAAACUCAAGCUACACAAGCUGAUGAUUGUCUUCAUGAUUGCACAAUACAUAGCAUCUUAAACUUUUGUUUUUUUGCAGUAAAAAACACAGAUGUAUAUUUUCAUUUUGUCUAAAUGGCUGUCAAAACCUGAUGUUUUGCUCACAUUUUAAAUUCAAGAGAACAAUAGUUAAUUUAUUUUGCCCAAAUACAUUUUCUGUAUGUGUGAAGGUGCACUUAAACUACUACAAUUUUAAUCCGAGCCAGUAUAUUUUCUUAUUUUUAGUCAAAAAUGGUCUCACUAGACUUUUCUCCCAGAUAAUAAUCAUAUUUCCAGAUUCAAAAGAAUAAUAAUAAGGCUUGAAUUGAAUGGAAUUGGUGUAAGGAAAAAAAAUCUACCGAUGAGACAAGCAAAAUUUACUUGCAAGUGUUAUUUACUCACAUUUUCCAGCCUCAAUGGCACAUUUUUCUGUUCUUACUGCGAGCAAUUAGGCCUGAAUUUUUGCUUUUUAUAUCAAAAGAUUUUAUUUUGAUGUGGCCUAUAUGUAUUAUGUGGGAUGCAAUUUUUUUCAAGAAAUCAAACAGAUAUACUUCUUUAGCUUUAAGUUUUGCAGUGUAGACAAUAUUGGACAAAAUUUUACCUUAUCUGUUCAAAGCAUUGAUUCCCAUACUAGGGUCCAGGACCACUAAGUGGUGGUGCCAAAGAUCUCGAGACGGGUCUGGCUGCAGACCGUGGAUCUCAGACAACCCUCUUGCAGAUUACUACGCCCCAGCCCAUCAGGAAUUGUCCCAAGUCUCCAGAUUAGCCCCUCUGGGUCUGAGUUGAGUUGAGCUCAGUGUCCUGGCAAAACAGUUUUACAGACAAGUAAGCAACCACAGGGACAUUUUAUUUUCACUCAUUCAUGUAUUUUGUGCAUUUGAAAUUAAAACGAUUACUAAAGAUAUACCAAACAAUAUAAAUAACAGCAUACCUUCUGUAAAGAUGCCAUAUUUGACAAGUCUGAUUUUGAAAAGGAUGUCAGAUGAAGGAAAAAAUUUAAAGUCACCAUGAAAAUUAUUCUGUGAUGCCUCAAUGUUUGCUUUCACAGUUUUUGUUUUGGGCUCUAUGUGUUGCUUUGCUGCAUCCACAUCCUGUGUGCAGUCUGUUUUUUUUUUUUUUUGUAGAGAACAGAUGACAAUACAGCUGCUUAUGUUUGCAGACUCUCAUUUGCAUUUGCAUGUUUUCCUGUUUAUGCUUGUCAGCCCUUUUCUGUUUGCCCUUUUACUUGUUUUCAUCCUCUCUACCCCCUGCUUUUUCUCUGAUGUCCUUUUUUGUUCUCCUGCGUCUUCCCUUCUGCAUGACAGUAUCAUCUAUUACUCUCUGCUCACAUCCACUCUCUCUCUCUCUCUCUCUUUCAAGGACCCUGCUGAGUUUACAAACCGCCCUGAUGGUCCCUAAUCAAUUCGAACCACUUUUCAAAGAGUCCUGGAGUUUGUGUUUUAUGGACGCACCAGGAAACAACCAACUUUUCUGAAAUUGUUUAACAUGAGGGACACAGAACAGUGCAAAAGCUCAACUUUUACCAAUUCUACUUCUGAUUCCUUGUCAUACUUUAUUUAAGUCACAUUCACUCAACUAGUCCAGUUAAAAAAAUGUAAUUGCAUGCCAUAAAAGCAAAAGAAGGCCUUAAUUGCUUGUACUACCUGAGAAUGUCUGCCAAAACUGCAAGCAAAUUGUACUUUUUAAAUGUCUUGAAAUUAGAUGUAUUGAAUAAGUUGUAGACAUCCUCCAUUAGUUGUUUCAUUAUCAUGGACUCAAAAGUAUUUGGACAAAGUAAUAUAAUUAAAAAUAUAAGCAAUUUUCAGUCAGUGGUUGCUUAAAGUGUGAAGAAAUUAACAGUAUGAAUCAAUGUGUGAUCAUCCUAUUAAGUUUGGUGAUGAUCAACUGAAGCACUGUAGAGUUAAAAGGACUUUUUGUUCUUUUCACACUGCAAAAAAGCUGUUUAAAUUGAGUCCAUCUUGGGACUAAUUACAACCCCACCCAACAACAAAAAUUCAAGUUUUUAAUACAUUUAUAUCUCCGUCUUGUCUUGAAUGAGCACCAAAAUUCUGAAGUCAAUCAGAUAAAAUUCCUUUACUGAGUUCAUUAAAACAUAAAACUUGUUCAUCGAUAAAAACGCAAAUAUCUGACCUUAAACUGUUUAUUGUGCACCUCCUGUACUUAUUAAAAGGAUGGUCCUAAGAGGUUUUUUUUUUUUUCUUCUGCUCAUGAUAGAUGUGUGUAAUGAUUUUCAUACGUGUAGCUCUACCUAGUCCCCUGACUGACUUUUGGGGCCCUAGUAGGGCCAUUUUGCAAUGCAUGUGCUCGAAACCACAAUCACAUGAAAAUUUCUACAAGGGCUGAAUUCUGGAGAGGGAUCUGGCUGCAGAUCAUAGAUCUCAGACAGCCCCUCAUAUACUGUUAUUGCAAGAUGCCAACUCCUCUUAACACAGGCCUAAUUGUGAUUUAAUCCUGGUGGGAGCUGACCUUUUCCUGUUUCAUAUAUAAACACUAAUCCCCACAAAGUCAUGGAUAGCUAUGAAGCUAACAUAAGCUACAUAACUAUGUUAUCUGUGAAACUUGCAUAGCUAUGAUAGCUUUAGCUAUGUUUGCUUAAGCUCAUUUUGCCAAAGCUACCUUAGUUGCAUUGGCUUAACUGUGUAGUUAACGUAGCUAUGUUAGCUUUAGCUAAAGUGAGCCACCAUUCAUAUAUCUACUUCUAAAACGGGCUUAAUUAUAAUUUAAUCUCAGUGGGACCUCUGACCUUUUUCUCUAAUAUAUUAAAUGCUAAUUCUCACAGAGCUAUGGAUAGCUACAAACAAAUUUAUUAGACCACCCUAACCCUAACCAAAGUAAGGUUUAUGCCACAGCUACCCUAA
Cheilinus undulatus (humphead wrasse) is the source of this 10052-nucleotide messenger RNA. RefSeq names its product sema domain, immunoglobulin domain (Ig), transmembrane domain (TM) and short cytoplasmic domain, (semaphorin) 4Gb (gene sema4gb). NCBI's taxonomy places the organism in Eukaryota, Metazoa, Chordata, Actinopteri, Labriformes, Labridae. The record is from RefSeq and is a predicted model, not a curated record. Gene Ontology annotation, molecular function: semaphorin receptor binding; chemorepellent activity. The transcript has 15 exons. The coding region runs from base 266 to 2923 and encodes 885 amino acids. Gene Ontology annotation, biological process: neural crest cell migration; axon guidance; positive regulation of cell migration.